CGACUCUAAAACGGCAGUUAUGAAAAUGUCCACACGAUGGCGACAAAUACAUCACACAGCGAAGCGCACGGUUUCACCAUGAAGAGUUAAAAGAGAAGCGACGAUUUGGACGCAGUAGUAAGAGUGUGGAUACUCGACAUGGUGGACUUCGGGGGCACAUUUCUCUCGGCUUCACUGACAACUUGACGUCAAGAGUGUCUGUGUGUAUAGGUGUGAGCGACACUCUCUCCCGGCAUGGGGACGAAGCACACUUCUUUCGGGUCGCCUGGGGACUUUCGACGACAUGCGUCAUAAUUUUUUUUAAAAUCAAAUCAAAAACUCACAGCAUGGAGUCUUCAACUAACAGCCUGGAUGACGCGUCGGCGGACGGCAGCGCCGAAUCGACCGAGCGGGCGUCGCUGAUGGAGACGCGUCUUCAGGCGCAGGAGGACGAGAUCACGCUGCUCAAGGCCUCGCUGGCGGACGCCUUGCGCCGCAUCCGCCUCCACGAUCGGCUUCUCCCCGUACUCAAGCAGCAGCUGGUCGCAGUGAACCCCGCUGCCGCCAGACUGAUCAACCAAGUCUGCUGCCACGAGGGCGAGACGCUUUCUCCCAGCCUCGGCGUCGAGGAUGGACUUCUUUUGUGCGGUGGCAGCCAAUCAUCAGGAAACAUUUCGGGCAGGAUCAACGGCCACACGGCAGGUUCGCCGCCCGCCGAACCGAGACCGAGGACGGCGGAUCGGGCCACCCAGACGGAGCCGAGCGAGGGUGCCCGCUAUCCCGAGCCAAACGCGGCGCAGGGCAGGGCGGCUUUAUCGGAGGCCGCCCUCCCCCAGCGGGCCAAACUGCACCGCGCCCCCACCGUGGAGGACGAGGACGACGAUGAGGACCUGGAAGAUGACGACGAAGAAGCGGCGGAGCGGGACAAGGAGCUGAGUUUUAUGCCGGCGGUUGAGGAGCCCCCACAGGCGAGCGUCGUCGUCGGCCUCCGGGAAGGAAGCCGCUCCCCGGAAGAGGCCGACGAUAAGACCCUCGGUCCUUCGUCAAGCGCUCCGUCCCCCGUCCGGCAAGAACCGCUGAAACCGCUAAUUCGAAGGAACAGCGAGAAACUGGCCAAUGUGAAGAGGCAGCUCAAGCGCCUGGACAAAAAAGCGGCGUCCUCGGCCAACCUCCUCACCCGCUCGCCAAGCUUAGAGAACCGUGCCAAGGAGCUUCUUGCCAGCGCAGGAUCCAGGAGAGCAACUUACAAUCAAGGCCAGUCUAUCAAAAUGUUCAUCCGCGGCCGGCCAAUCACCAUGUACAUCCCCUCCAACAUUCAAAACUAUGAAGACCUGAAAAUGGAGCCGCCCUCUGAGAGGCUGGACCUGGACUGGGUCUACGGCUACCGAGGGCGAGACUGUCGGGCCAACUUGUACUUCCUGCCGACGGGCGAGGCGCUCUACUUCAUUGCCUGUGUGGUGGUCCUCUACCACAUCAACAAGCGCACGCAGCGCCACUACCGCAGACACACGGAUUGCGUUCGCUGUCUCGCGCUGCAUCCUGACAAAGUGCGAAUUGCAUCGGGCCAAACUUCAGGCGUGGACAAAGAUGGCAAGCCCCUGCAGUCUUGCGUUCAUAUUUGGGACUCCGCCACUUUGGUCACCCUGCAGCAGAUCGGACUCGGAACUUUCCAAAGAGGAGUGGCAUCUGUUGCUUUUUCCACUAUGGACUCCGGCCUGUUCCUGUGUGUGAUUGAUGAUUCCAACGAGCACAUGUUGUCAGUGUGGGACUGCGCCAGAGGGAGCAAGCAAGCCGAGGUCAAGACCACCAAUGAGACGGUGUUAGCUGUUGACUUCCACCCCGGCGACAGCGGCAACAUCAUCACCUGCGGCAAAUCCCACGUCUACUUCUGGACUCUGAACGCGGGGCAGUUCACCAAAAAACAAGGCAUCUUUGGAAAAUACAAGAAGCCCAAGUAUAUCCAGUGCUUUGUGUUCAGCCUGACUGGUGAAGUUUUAACGGGGGAUUCGGAGGGGAACAUCCUGACAUGGGGAAAGUCUGCCGCAGAUAUCAGAACGCUUGGCAAAGGAGCCAAAGAGACCUUCCAGAUCAUGCGACAGACCAGAGCGCACGAGGGCAGCGUGUUCACCCUGUGUGCGCUGCAGGGAGGCGCCCUGCUCAGUGGGGGAAGCAAAGACCGCAAGAUCAUCCGCUGGAGUGCCGACUUGGCUCCCGAGCACGAGUGUGAGAUUCCCGAAAAAUUUGGGGCAGUCCGCACCGUUGCUGAUAUCGACGGAGAGGAACUAUUAGUCGGAACGACGAGGAACGCCAUCCUGAGGGGCGCCUUCUCCACCGGCUUUGUGGCCAUCGUGCAAGGUCACGUGGACGAGAUGUGGGGGCUGGCGACGCACCCGUCCGCCAACAACUUCCUCUCGUGCGGCCACGACAGGCAGGUGUGCUUAUGGGACACCGAGGAACACGCGCUGCAAUGGAGCGUCACCCUGGAGGAGUACGGCUUGUGUGCGGAUUUUUGCCCAAAUGGAUCGGUGGUUUCGGUCGGGCUCAGCACAGGAAGAUGGGUGGUCCUGGACCUUCUGACCGCCGAGGUCAUCUUCGAGUCCGUCGACGGGAACGAGCAGCAUUCCGUCAUGAGAUACUCUCCAGACGGCAGUUGUCUGGCGGUGGGCUCCCACGACAACUUCAUCUACAUCUAUAACGUGACUGAAAAUGGACGGCGUUACGCCCGUUUUGGGAGAUGCAACGGUCACUCCAGUUUCAUAACCCACUUGGAUUGGUCCAAAGAUGGGAAGUAUAUUAUGUCCAAUUCAGGCGACUACGAAAUUCUCUAUUGGGACAUUGCUGCAGGCUGCAAACUGUUGAGGAAUCGCUUUGAGAGCAAAGACCGGGAGUGGGCGUCCUACACCUGCGUGCUCGGCUUCCACGUCAUGGGCGUGUGGCUUGAGGGCUCGGACGGCACGGACAUCAACGCGCUGUGUCGCUCCCACGGCGAGAGCAUGGUGGCUGUGGCGGACGACUUCUGCAAAGUGCAUCUCUUCCAGUACCCGUGUCCCAAACUCAAGGCGCCGAGCCACAAGUACGAGGGCCACGGCAGCCACGUCACCAACGUGCGCUUCACCCACAGCGACUCCCACCUGCUCUCCAUGGGCGGCAAGGACACGUGUAUCCUCCAGUGGCGGGUGGUCCGAGGUGGCGCCGGCAACUCUCCGGAACCCGUUCUCGCCAGCCAGUAGGUGGCGAAGGCAAAGAAUAAAUAAAUAGAUAUAUGUCGACAUAAUACUGUACAUGGACAGGUGACAGACUUUCCGGGACGACAUUGGAGUUUGUCUUCCAGGUGCAAAAAUGUGACUUUGUUGCUGUGAUAUUCAGAGAACAUUCCGGUGUUUGUCGUUGUUUUUUUUUUGUUCUGUUUUUUUGUGGUGUAUGACACUGAAAAUAGCCUUGAAAGACCACGGCACCUUGAUUUACAAAUUCACUUUAUUUUGUGACCAACCUUCAAUUUACAGCAAAUCGGUUUCCCCCAUUGAAAUUUUGUGAAAUGCCAAUAAUCCGUUCCAGCAAAAAUAAAUAAAUAGCACUGUGUUGUCAAAUAGGAUCAGAUGGCGUGAUUAAGUCCGAUAGAUUGGUAUAAAAUUUUAAUGCCUGAUUCAGAUAUUUGGCAGAAAAAAAUUCAGAUAACCGAUUAAUUGGUCAAUGACUUAAAUAAAUAUUUAAGGAGUAAAAUAACUCGGAUACCUGUAUUUUACUUUGGACUUUGGUGUUUGUUUACACUUACAAAAGGGAGAAAAAUCUGCUGUUUCUUGUUUGUUUGUCUGUUGGUUUUUUUUGGGGGGGGGGGUGGACAUCAGUAUGUUUGUCUUAUGUUGUAAUGUGUUAAAUUGUUUAAAAAAAGGACCAAUUGUGAAAGAGCAAAUAUUAAUCACUCAUUUGGGCCCUACCUGUGAGUGCUUUCAUUUUAAUCUGUGUGUUUGACAGUUCAGCCUGUUCUGUAGACAAACGAAAAUUGCAUCAGCAACUGUUUUUUUUUUUUUUUAACUCAGAAGUUGAGGUACUUGUAUUUCAAGGUACCACUGUAUUUGGAAACUUGGAAAUUCCUCGACCGGCUUUGUACCAGCGGCUCUCAAACUGGGGGGUGAGGGAGCCUGAGUGCCCGCUAAAUAUUUGACAAUAACUUUAACUUGUACCCUUGAAAAAAAAAAAGCCAUCACGCCAAUAAA
This is a messenger RNA of Hippocampus zosterae (dwarf seahorse), 4193 nucleotides long. RefSeq names its product EMAP like 3 (gene eml3). Gene Ontology annotation, cellular component: mitotic spindle. The transcript has 24 exons. Lineage: Eukaryota; Metazoa; Chordata; Actinopteri; Syngnathiformes; Syngnathidae. The coding region runs from base 327 to 3209 and encodes 960 amino acids. The record is from RefSeq and is a predicted model, not a curated record. Gene Ontology annotation, biological process: microtubule cytoskeleton organization. Gene Ontology annotation, molecular function: microtubule binding.